This is a messenger RNA of Bradysia coprophila, 1601 nucleotides long. RefSeq names its product putative cytochrome P450 313b1. Lineage: Eukaryota; Metazoa; Arthropoda; Insecta; Diptera; Sciaridae. Gene Ontology annotation, molecular function: heme binding; oxidoreductase activity, acting on paired donors, with incorporation or reduction of molecular oxygen; iron ion binding. The record is from RefSeq and is a predicted model, not a curated record.
CACAUUAAUAUACACUCAGUACGGCUAUAGACUUCAAGCGAUUAAGGCUGUUUUCAUCAGUUCAAUAUUCUAUCGCACGAUGAUUGUGUUGAACAUUUUCGUUGCUGUUGCUUUUACUUUUCUUCUUAAUUAUUGCUGGAAAAGACGCUAUCUCUAUCUUGCGUCCUGGAAUCUACCCGGAAUUGUCUCAUUCCCGUUAAUUGGUGGAUCGUAUGUAUUUUGGAACACAACAGACAUUGUGUCGGUCGUUUCGGGAUUGCUGCGAAAAUUGGGAGCACCGUUUGGUUUUUGGUUGGGACCACGAUUCGUUGUUUACUUUGCGGAUGCAGACGAUGCAGAAAUUAUUAUCAAUCAUCCUUGUUCGAUGGAUAAGGGCGGCGUUUAUAAAUUUAUUGCGGAAAUGAUUGGUGGGCCAGGAUUGUUUUCGGCUGGAGGCGAUUAUUGGAAAAUGCACAGAAGACUUUUGAAUCCGACAGUUCAAAAUACUAAGAUUCUGAACAGCUUUUAUCCUUGCAUGAACAAAACUCUACAGAUUUUGGUGGAAAAGUUGGGAAAAAGGGACCCCAAUGAAAGCUUUGACAUUUACGAAACUCUUGAGGCUUGCAGUUUCGACAUGUUUGUUAAAAACACAUUCGGAGUCGAUUUAGACGUUCAAAAUAACGAACACAAUCAUCUGUUCCAAAUGGCAAAUGAAGCGCUAUAUGUCAUCCGCCAACGAAUAUUUGAUCCAAUCUAUCAGAUCGAUCUAUUUUUUCGAUUUAGCAAAUUAUACCAAAUGAGGAAAAGAAGCACAGACGGGAUGCGAUCCUUUAUUGAACAUGUUCUUCGAAAAAGAUUGGCCGAGCUCACCAGCGUCGAUCGGAAUCAAAACCAGAAGAAAGACGAAUAUGAAAAACGAUUGAGAAUCUUCAUCGAUGAAAUCAUUGAAUUGUCGAUUGAAGAGAAAUGCUUUUCGGAAGACGAAAUGAUAUCGGAAUCGCUGACCAUGCUAUUGGCGGGAUUCGAAACAACAGCGGUUACUAUUUCAAACAUUGUACUCAUGUUGGCAGUGCACCAAGAAUAUCAGCAAAUGGUACAUCAGGAGAUUCAAGAAACAUGCCCCAACAAUGAUGAUGUAACAUCAGACGACCUAAAUCAACUGAUAUUCACAGAACGUUUCAUUAGAGAGACUAUGAGAUUCAUACCGACAGUGCCUCUAACAACACGUAUAGCUAAAUCCGAUUUUUAUGUUGGGAAGGCUUAUGUACCUGCUGGAAGUGAGAUCAUCAUUUCGCAAUAUGAGAUGCAUCGGGAUAAAAAAAUUUGGGGGGAUGAUGCCGAAACAUUUAAUCCCGACCGCUUCUUACCGGAAAGAUUAGAAAAUCAACAUCCAUAUGCAUUUAUACCAUUCAGUGCAGGUGCCAGGAAUUGCAUAGGCAAGAAAUAUGCUCAAAUUGUAUUACGAAUGUUUGUGGUGUGGUUGGUGCGCAAUUAUAAAUUUACGACAGAUUUGAAAAUCGAAGAUCUGUCACUGAAGUGGAUGGUUGUGAUGAAAUUGAAUAAUGGCUAUCCAGUUCGAGUUGAGAAAAGAUUGGUAAAAUAAACAAAUUAUUUGAUUGAAA